This is a messenger RNA of Clunio marinus, 270 nucleotides long. The record is from the annotation of a GenBank genome assembly. NCBI's taxonomy places the organism in Eukaryota, Metazoa, Arthropoda, Insecta, Diptera, Chironomidae.
AUGGAAGAUGCAAGGAUCAUGCUGAAACUUAGAUUCGCUUCAAGUUUCAAAGCCUUCCAUAAUAUGGCUAAUACUGCCAUGUUGCUAGGCAACUAUGGUUUUAAAAUAUUUAAAAUGACUAAAAAUAGCAAAAUUUCUGCGAUAACGCAUUCUUAUUAUGGUUUUAGAUUGAGAAAAUCUUGUCCUAGAACUGAUGAUUAUGAUAUCAGAAGUCAGAAAGCCGAGAAAAACUUUUAUUCAAGAUUAACAACAUCGGAAAAAUUAACGUAA